GAAAGGCGUUUUCCCGUUAAAACGUGGGGGCUCAACCGGGAUACAAUCCCAAAGCCGGCAGUAUAAAUUACCUGCAUAACUGAUCCACGCGCUGUGUGGUGAGCGAGAAACACUCUUUUGUUUCAACCGAACGUGAUACUGCAUUAUUCGAGCUUGUUUUGUCUGCUCAAGUAUAGAGCACUACACAUUUGAUACACUGGGCAACAAAAUUUUCCUGCGGAUCCAGAGAUUGCAUGAGAACAUACAAGGCUUGCGAAAGCCUGUCCAAGGAUCACGUCGCAAACUUUCGCAAUGUCUGGGCCAAGGAACAGCGAUAAUAUUGCAGAUAUUUCCGACUGGGGACUUGAUCAACGAUUGCAAGGUGCGCCCAAUGUUUGGUCAUCGACAGCCAUGGAGCCAAACCAGUACAGCCGUCCACUAUCGAGACUUGUCCCAAGGCCUCCUAUACCAACUUUAGGAAAUUCCGGCACUGCUGCGCGAAAUCUGGGUGUCAAUGAGUCAGCAGAGGCUGACGAAUUUCGCGAAUCGAUGGGUGCUGCAAGUUUGGCGAGCUCGUCCGUUCUUGAGCUAAAUAUACCGGAAGACAGGACGGGUGUGAAUCCAUUCCUAAACAUUCCGGAUGGGGUGGGCUCAUCAGCUCCAAGAGUACACUUCGUCGACGAACAACAGAACGCACAAAGAGACCAGUCGGCACUACCCGAUCAACCCCAAAUUUUGCAAGCCCUUGGUGAAAUAACCAAAACUCUUGAAGGAUUCGGAAAUAGGAUUACUGCAAUGGAACAGUGUCAACUUUUGAGCUGGAAUUAUCGUCAACCCACACCACGUCCACCCACACCAGGAGGAUGGCAUCGGCCCAGCGAGAGCAAUCCAUUCCAACAAGACGAUCGGGUCCAACAUCCACCGAGUUGGCCGGGAAACUGCAACAACUACGAAACGCAGCCUACAUCUCGUGGAGGAUCCAGGCAGGUGGACCUUUCGUACGGGGUUGCCCGUUCGGGUAGCAAAAAUGGAACGAGGAGAGGCUACGACAUUACAAAGCCUACAUUCAAUGGCGAUAUCGAAGUACAGCAUCCGAUCGUAUUUCUUCAGGAAGUAGAGCAGUACGUCCUUUCUUCUGGCGUUGAUCCACGAUACAAGAUCCAAUUUGUGAUGUCCUGUUUGGAAGGGGAUGCUCGGGUUUGGGCUAGAGGUUUUAGUUACCUUUUCAUCAACUACGACCACUUCCACAACCACUUUCUUCAGCAAUUUUGGGGUCAAAGGACCCAAAGAUUAGUUCGAGACGAGCUCAUGCAUGGCAACUACAGACAGCGAGACCCAUCAAAAAUGGCAGAAUACUUCCUCGGACUUGUGGCCAAAGCCCGCCAUUUGAGCACAGCACCCCCAGAAGUUGAGCUAGUAUUCCACAUUAGCCAACAUUUCUCGCAAGAUGUUGCUACCAAAUUAGCCACUUGCGUGGAUAUUAAAAGCGCCUUUACACUGCUACAGACGGAAGAUUAUCUUAUCAAUAGCUGCCAAAGAAAUCCUGCCAAUUCCUUUGGAAGACCACGUGUAGAAGGAAGACACACCGUAGAAUCUGCUGGGCCCAGAAAUUGGAGGAAUUCAGCGGAAAAUGGGAGAAACCACGGAAAUCCACAAAGCGACGUGAACAAUCGUGCCGUGAGAGCGACUACUGCUGAAAUCGUGGAUGAAAGCGAGGAUGAUCAUGUUCCCGUUGCCAACAUAUUUGUCGAUUCGGAGGAGCUGUUGUAUGAGCAGACCGAGAGUUACCACGCUGGUAACCCUGUCGAGAGGUCCCCGCUAAUAGCAGUUCAGGUGGAUGGCUUGACCAAACCAGCGUUGAUCGACAGUGGUAGCGAACUUAGCUGUAUAGAUGAAGCUUUGUUCCGCGAACUGAAGACACGAGGUGCUUACUUUGGGGAGCUCCCUGUGCAAAGGACGACAAUACACGGUGCUUUUGGAAGAAAAAAGAAAACAGUUUCCAGCCAAGUUUUCAUACCGGUUCAAGUGCAAGGGGAAUACUUCGACGUAGCUCUGAUCGUGGUUGAGGAGCUCUGUAAUCCGUUGAUCUUUGGGAUGGACACGCUUCACUAUCUCAAAGCACAGCUUGAGUUUGAAUCCCGUGAACUCAAAAUCCAGAUCGACGGGAAAACUUUGAUCUUGCCAUUCCAAGGUAGCGGUACAGGCACAAACGAGUCUAGCGCGGUGAAUGCGGUUGAAGUAGAAUUAGCAACAGAUGACCGAACAGAUAAAGUUGGAGCUUCAUCACCUGUGUUUGGCGAGCUAGAAUUGACCGAGUCGGACGAUUUGCAGUUAAAGGAAUUACUGAUGGAAUUCGAUGAUAUCUUUUCGGAUAGACCGGGACGGUCACACCAAUACGAACACGAGAUACGUGUGAAGGACGACACCGGAUUUGUCCAGAAACAAUACCCGAUCCCAUUCCGGUAUAUGGAUAGCGUGCGGUCACAAGUCAAGAAGAUGGAAGAGUGGGGAGUCAUUUCCAGAGAACCGACCGCCUUCAUAAACCCUCUGGUGGUAACAGCGAAGAAGUCAGGAGAUGUUCGAGUCUGUCUAGAUGCCCGGCGGCUCAAUCGCGUGCUGGAAAGGGACAACGAGAAACCGCCGGAGAUUCAGAAAAUGCUACAAAAGCUUGAAGGUGCUCGGAUUUUCUCUUCGAUAGAUCUGACCAGCUCCUACUGGCAAAUUUCGAUUAAAAAAGAGCAUCGAAAAUACGUGGGAUUUCUGUUUGAUCAGAAGAGCUACGUCUUCAACGUACUGCCGUUUGGGUUGAAUACUGCGGUAGCCAGUUUUUCGAGAGCGAUGGAUCUGAUACUAGGACCCGAAAUUUUGGAAUUUAUAGAAAAGUACCUGGACGACUUGCUAGUGCAUUCAAGGACCUUCCAGGAGCAUCUUCAGCAUCUUCGAACUUUGUUCCAGAAACUUCGUGCAGCAGGACUGACAAUCAGCAAGGAAAAAAGCAAGUUCUGCCGAUCGAGCUUGAAAUUUCUCGGACACAUUGUGGGGAAGGAUGGGGUCUCGAUCGAUCCGGAUAAAUUAUCUGCAAUUGAUAACUACCCGGAACCGGAAGACCUAAAGCAACUCAAGAGUUUUUUGGGCCUAGACGGGUUGGUCGAUUAA
Molecule: messenger RNA, 3135 nt
Organism: Aedes albopictus (Asian tiger mosquito)
Lineage: Eukaryota; Metazoa; Arthropoda; Insecta; Diptera; Culicidae
Exons: 4
Coding region: 292-3135 (947 amino acids)
Biological process (GO): proteolysis
Molecular function (GO): aspartic-type endopeptidase activity
Source: RefSeq, a predicted model, not a curated record